UCAUCGAUUUAAUGUUGUCAACUUUGUCUAUGGUCUUUAGAUGAAAUUUUCGGCCAUAUCACCAUAACUGCACAGAAUGUAAUAAGCAACAUCUCUAAUACUCAAUUACUAUAGUCGUCAUGAUCCACGAUUGGAUUUCGUUAUGUUUCCUCUUGUACUGACAUCAUUAGUUUUCCCUACGUCGUUACUGCACCACAUCCAGCUGUUUGGCGCCACUCCGAAUUCAAACUGUUCUUCUGUUAGGCCUCUCCACUUUUGUCGGGGCUCCUUCUCUCGCCCUCGUAUCCGGCGCUCGGCCUCUGCUCCAACAACAACGGUAACGACAACGAAGUUGGUGUCAUUCGAGGUCUACCAAUACGAGCCUACCGAUCGACAGAGAGGUUAACAAACGAGGAAACAGCAACUGUAUUUUUUGGGACAGCAUUACUUCCCAUUGCACGAUCCGUUGAAUAAGACAGCCAGUUAACUAACUACUCAACUAUUAUUUCCGUAGACAAGAACUACCCCUUGUGUACCUGCGACUACAAAUCAUUUUUAUUGCUGGAAUAAGAAAGCUGCUGCUGCUGCUGCUGCUGCUGUAGCAGAGCUGGCUUUAAUCUUGGCAACUGCCCUGGAAUAGUAGGGUGAACCAGAUAUUUUGUAUUUUGAGCACCAGUUCGAUUACUCAUCAGCCGCUGUUUGCGAUCAUCUGAUUUUGCUGGGCCGGCCCGAAUUGGAUUGUCGUGUAUGAAAAUUAUUUUUGUGCUCAGCCGAUCGAGGUUUUCGUUAGAGAAGCGGCGGCGAUGCUGUUUCUCUUACUCUUCAGUUAACUCAUUUUAUGUGUGGAUGCGUGGUUUUGUAUUAAGUUAAAGUUCGUUCGAGCUGCUUGAUCAGCCGAUUGAUAGGCCAGCUCUACAGCAGAUCUACUGCUGUCUGCGGUCACUUUGUUAGUAACGAGUACACAUAUAAUCUGUAGUUUCGCCGUUACCUAGUGACAGCCUGAUCGUGUUUCUAUAAGAGAGCACCGUAUAUUGUGAAAUUGGAUUUUCCAUCACUCGGUCUGUGUCAAGGUUCGGAGGGUAAAUCCGAUAGGUCAAGGCAGGCUUUUUUUUCCUUUUUUUUUUUUUUAUAGUGGUACAGGAAAAAUAGUUGUAAUGGAAAAUAACUGUGAUAAAGGUACCUCCAUGCUGUGCAUUUUAUCCUUAACGAGUGACCGUGUGUGAUCCGUGCCAAGUAUCCCCGGCUGCUAGGUACAUUUUUCUCCCCCUUCUUUCUAGAUGCACAGAUGCAUAUGUCUGUAUUUAUGAGAGUCCGCGCGAAAUCAACGCGAAGAUUAACGGUGUUAGAAUUAACGUUAGUGAAUAGAGAUACGUUUUAAUUGGCUGCCCGCAAUGGAUGACGUUUACAAUUCGUGUUUUAUAGUUGUUUGCUCGAGGAGAUUCAUGGCCACCGAAUCCAGCGGGAAGCUGUAACACUUGAGUAUCCUUCAUUGUGCUGAACCAUUUCAGCUUUAUUUAACAAAAUGAAUUGGUACUAAUACACGAGUGACCAUUGCAUUUGAUAGAGUCCCUCUCGCUAUUAAUCAAGCUGGCUAGACUCUGCAUUAUUUACCUCUCACCUUGUUGACGACUACCGUGCGCGGAUCCCUGCAGCGACGAAGGCUUGCUCUCUAUAACAAUAACAGGACGACCUAUUCAACGGUCAGCAGAAAGAUAAAAGGCAAUAGAGACAAACGAGCUAAAAAAACGUAGUCUGAUAAAUGCAUACACACGGAACAAACCAUUACUGGUCUGCAGGUUGUCGUUCUGUUCGUCGCUGCUACGGCUGCAUACGUUGUUGUUGUUGCUGUUGUCAGGGGCGUUGUUGACGCUAACAUUGUUGUUGUUGCCUACUUCCCGUUACCUGGUCGUUCUUGCUACCGUUGUCGUCACUCAGAUCAGCAAAUUUUCGAGCAGACCGGUUGUUAAUGCCAAGGUUUGCUCAGAUAAAUAUCUGGCUGCCGUCAUUUAGACGCGACACAAAGCCUGUAGCAGUAAGCGAGUGUCAUAGCUCGCGCGCUUAAUUCGUAGCAGGACCAUAGUGUGUCGAUCGUGCGCUGUACAGUGGUAGCGGUGACGCCACUGGCAUCAACGGGAGACACGCAAGCUGAUGCUGACGCUGAUCCUGGUAGAUCAGCAAGCGACGAGCACCAGCACAACGGCCUCCGCAAUCGCUCACGAUGGCUACCGAGAUAGUGUUCCCGCCAACACCUGCAAGGAGAAUAUCAGCAUUGAAAGCAACAGCAUCAAGAACUGUCGUAACGGCUACGACACCAUUAUUAUUGGAUACCUGUAUCAUUUCUGUUACUACUAGAAAUUCAAGCGGUAGGCUACGGUAGGCUUCAGUGUUCCAGAGUAUAACAGGGUGGGGCGGUAAAGCUUCCACGGCCACUCUUUUUUUCAGAAUCGCUAGUCUUAUUACGUAUACGACGCCGGCAAAGCUAUAGCAACGUACGACAACCAUCUCGGGCCAUACGGUCAGAGCGGCAACUGAAACACCGAUCAAAAUAUUGGGAAUAGCCGGCAGCACUACGACAGGACCUCACAAUAAGUCUUUUCCCCCGCCCAACCGAAAGUCUCGAACUGACUUUCGGUUGGGCCUGGUCGUUUGUUUGUGUCCGCUACAAAACUAGCGCCAUUUAACCAAGUGCUUGGCAUAGGACCGCAAUCGCAACAGCUGCAGUUGCUGUGUGUGAGACGGUGUGCCUGCUGCAACGCUACAUCGGCCAAAUUGGUCCGAUCAGGAACAAAGUGUUACGCAAGUGUCUCUAGGCUCGAAUCGAAUCUUUUUCGAAAUACAGUCAGCAGCUAGAAAGCGAGUUCUAGUAGAAAACGAACGGUGACCUAACGCGACGGCUACUCGCGCGAAAGGCUACAACCGGAAUAGAAACACAACAGCAACAGGACGACAGCGGAAAAUCAGCGAUCAUUUCGUAAUAAUUCUAAUAACAACAAGCCCUCUUCAAGGUGUUGCCGUUUCCGCUGGCACGAUGUCUCCGCCAUCAAAACCGUCAUCAUCUACUGUCAUCUGAACAUCAUGGACUUCGAACAAGACGUUCCAUCCUUACAACAGGACGGGCCAGAAGUUGUAUAGUGAGCUCGAGGGCCUACUGCUUUUAGAACGAAAUGAAGACGGUGUCCUUAGAAAGCUUAGCAGUAUUCGGAAUCACCUUUCGGGACUGGAAAUAUCCUGACACAAAUGAGAUCCAGACCGGCAUUGUUUACGUUUUAAAAACCAUCUGCUCCCACGAACGGGGCGGUGAGACAUGUUCCGAAGCGUUAGCAAACCCGGAGGCAUUGCCGCCCCUGCUGGCCCUCUACUCUCGGCAGAGGGCCAUCAACCGCGAUUUGUACGCCCUGUUGGCUCGAGUUUGUCCACAUGACAAGAUGUUCGCUGUAAAGGCGCGUUUCUCUGGCGUCUUUGCUACGCCCUUGAGUGAUUUAAUGGCGAUAUCGAACGGGCAAGCUGGCCCAGUGGCGGCCGCAAGUCGGGAGGCGACCACACAGUCCAUCUUGCAAGUGCUCCGCAUAGUUCUUGCUAAUAGGCUGAACGUGACGCUCCUCAAUCGUCGCGGUCUUCUUGCAACUAUACUGAAUCAAAUGAAAAAAAAACAGUCUGGCACCAUCGAUCUCGAGAUGGUGCUUCUGGCCGAAUGCCUUGCAGCCGCUUCCAGGUCCAAGAACAGCGUAAUGCAGUUGCUGGAUCAGGGUGUGCUGGAGGUUUUACUACCGAUACUAGAACGCGGUGGGCUAUUGACCACCGAGAAGGUGCGUUGUCUUCUUGCGGUGCUGCAGAUCGUGCUCCACAUAGUGUCCUUCAAGAUGGGCCGGAAGGCUGUAGCCCGAAAGGCGCUAUGUCAGCAACUAAUGACUAUGGCCGAUUUGGUGACGGGUCAGCAGGGCCUAUUGAAUGGAACUUCCGAGAUCCUCUACAGGUGCCUGCCCCCCCUCAAAUUACCAAUUGAAAAAACUUUAAGAAGCUAUACACAGCUAUUGAGAGAGAACUUUAACAAGCGCCUUCCUUCCCCGCCAAACAAGGAUUUAUCGGAAUCAUCGCUGGUGGAGUUGUUCGAGCGCAUCACAUCAUUUGACGAAAACCUGGAGGAUUUGCCGUUUCUGGGCAACAUCGACCGUAAACAGGUUUUGCACAAAUUGGCCAAGGAUGUUGUGCGUCCCCCACCCGAAGGAGUGGAUCGGGGCGGCUGGGUAGCCGAGGCCGAAUUCUGGAUGCUCAAUCCCCGUAACCUACAGCUUAACCUAGAACCGCUCAACGUCUCCCCAGCCUUAGAGUCGGUUGCUUUGCUGAAUCAUAUGAAAGCCCACUACUCAGGCGAACUUACGAACAAGCGAUACCCAGUUGUAUAUGACGUAACCCAAGGCCCGCUGUUUGAAGAUCUCUCGUUCGAAUCCCGUUUCGAAGGUGGUAACCUACGUCGUGUUGUACAGAGGUCCUCGCGCGAAUACGACCUCAUACUGAAUCCAGAUGUGAACACAAGCCGGCACCAUUUCUGGUUUUACUUCGGAGUCAAAAAUCUUACAGCUCGCGUUGUUUAUACGUUCAACAUCAUCAAUCUCGACCGUCGCGACACAGUCUACACGAAGCGCAGUACAGCCGGCGGCCUUUCACCACUCUUAUUUUCCGAUGGUUCUUGGACCAGACUCAGUUCGCUGCCCGGCUUUAGUCUGUCUUGCUACAAGAAUCACUACAGGCAUCCUUUAAAAGGACACCAUUACUACACGCUGUCCCUAACAUUUCUUCUGCCGAGCAAUUCAACAUGCUACAUUUCAUCUUCGUUCCCCUAUUCGUAUUCGCUGCUACGAACGCACCUCUGUACCAUCCCGUUCAACAGUAAUACGGUCUUCUAUAGGGUCCGAAAAAUGUGCAACAGCGUCCUGGGUAAUAAAUGUUAUCUCGUUACGGUAACAGAUAAGUCGAAUGGCCUUACGAAUGCGAUGCAGAAAUCUGUGAUCUUCCUUUCGUCGCGGGUUCAUCCCGGCGAGACGAAUAGUUCGCAUAUCAUGGCCGGUGCCCUGCAGGCCGUCUUAUCUGAUCAUCCGGUAGCGAUCUCGUUGCGGGAGAAGUUUGUCUUCUACAUAGUGCCGAUGAUUAAUCCCGAUGGAGUAGUGUGCGGAAAUCAGCGCUGCGGUAUGGCCGGUGUUGAUUUGAAUCGGCAGUACGAAAAUCCUUGCACGGACCAACAUCCGACCGUAUUCCAUACGAAAGCCUUACUUGCCUAUUUAACAGCGAUAGGACGACCGCCUCUGAUCGUUGUGGACAUCCAUGGCCACUCACGAGCGCAUAACGUGUUCAUGUUUGGCUGUGAAGAUUCCCCAUCUCAAAGGCUUCUUCCAAAUAUUCUCCACUCGCAGCUCAAGUCGUUCAAUCAGGGUCAGUGCACCUAUAAGACAGAAGCAUCAAAACGCGGGGCGCUCCGUAUCUCUGCCUGGAAAGAGCUAAAGCUGUCGCUCUCGUACACGAUGGAGUGCACCGUGGCUGGCUGUGAUUUCCGCGGUUACAAGGGUUUUCAUUUGGGUAUCGAGCAACUCGAAGAGGUCGGGCGCGAACUAAUUUUCGCGCUUGACAAAAUCGGCACUGAUCGCGCUACCCUUGAUAUGAUCGCUGCCAAAACAGAUUUCAACUGCCACAACCAUAGCAGGACAGCAUCUCCCUGUGAAAAGGUUAACUUGAGUGAUUUAUCUAGUUCCGAUGACGAGCCGAACGUGAUUGAAGAUGACGAUUAAAUAGAAAAAUUCACAAACUCUGCGAACUUCUGCUGAGGAUUUGCUUGUUUUGGCUCAAACUGUUGAAGGAUGAACUGUAUUUAAGGAACAGCCGAUGAUCAAUGGAUUUUUAGUAGGUUAUUAAACAAGAAGGAGCUGAGUAUUUGGAUAACGAACGACAAGGCAAAGCACAGCGGAUAGAUAGUCGAACGAAGAGACAUGUGUUGGUUGAAAUGUAACGUGUGGCUACAUUUUUAAUCGUACGUAUUGCUACAUUGCUAACAUGUUCAACACAAUGAGGACCGGAGUACUGAAGUCAAGCUACGAAAAUGUUUGUCACAAUUCUAGAAAAAAGAAAAAAGCUGAAACGAUUAAUGAGGAGAGGACGUGCCAGGUGUUCGUGACGACAAAGAAAAAUGUAUGCCUUCCAAGUGCAAUAUACUAAUUGGAGUAGACAUAGUUGAUGCGUGACUGGGCCUGCAAAAAAGAAGCACACGCCAGGUGCAGUGAAACCAGGGCAAAUGGACGUCGAAAAUAUGGAGAUGACAAGUAGAGUGGGUGACCGAUUGAUAUACGUGAUCUCUCUCAUUACAUUAUUACUACUGCUAUUGUUAUUAUUAUUAUUAUUAUUGUAGGGUGCAGCGAAGAGGUAAGUCUUGAGCUCUUCGUGAUUCCGCCACGUAUAGUUGCAUAGACGUUUCUAUCAAGUUGUCGUCAAUUAAAAGAACAAGGGAUGGGUCUAUCUUCCCAAAAUCAUAACCCCACAAAACUGCUACGUAUAUACAUAUAUACAUGCAGAUGUAUAUGCACAUAUAGGUAUACGAAGAUGAUGCAAUCGUUUGCUGUGCAAUACUGAUCUAGUCGUGGACGUUGAUCUGAAUGGGAGCGGAAGGCUGGUGACUUCACAGCUGAGGACAAUUGAAUUCAAAGGACGAUGCAUGCACCGCUUGUGCAGCGGAAUUAAUCUGCAAUCUAAAUUUCCAUGCAGUGUUGAAAAAUAGUUGGUAACGGAUGUCUGGUAAGGCCGUGCAUCACCGUGCUUUGCAACCAAUGUAUGUUGCAUCUUCUACAGUUCUCAUUUUUAUAUAGAACGUUUUUACAGAGCCAGUUUUUCCGUAUCCCAUAUUUAUAAUGAGGUAAUGUUUUCCCUCCUUUUCGAGUGGUGACAGCGGAGAUCGUUUGCUUUGGAGCUUGGUUUGUUCGUUGUUAUAGCACCAGCAUCCACCGAUGAACUAUUAACGUCAUUGCGCAGAUACAUUAUAGCUACUAUUUGGAUGUAGGAAUGGGAACGUAAAGCAGAUUCUGAUCUCUUUGGUUAGUUGAAAAAAACGAAAGGUAAACAACAAAUACAAUUCACUGCUUGCACCGAAUCCCAGCUUUUUUUUUUCCAUAAAACAUAGGCAGUGUAACAUGCAGAUAUCAAUAAUAUAAUUAAUAUAAUAUAUAAUUACUAUGUAUAGAGAAAGUGCGAAUGUUUCACAUGAUUCAUAAGUAAUUUACUGAAAUCGGCAAUCUAGCUAGGAAAUGAAGUCUCUUGUCUGGAGUAAGUCCAAUGUAUGGUUCCCGAAAAGAUAGCUGUAGUCAAUUUAAGAGAAAGUCGAUAAAAGAUCCCAUAAAUAAAGACCUAUCGUGACGAAACGUUAACGUACAGCCACACGUGAUGAGCCAAAAAAACAAGACACGGGUACAAAAUCAAUACAACCACAAUAUGGUCGUAUAUUGGAAAUGAAUGAGACCAGACAGUUCAUAUAAAAGGCAACCCUUCAUUUUAGUAUACAUGAUACACGACAUGAAAAAAGUGACAAUUAUUUAAUGUGUGUGUGUGUGGCAACGAAUGCUAGCCGCUUACGGAAUACUUUGGGUAGUCGCGUAAGGUAAAAUAAGCACUUGUAGACAAAUCUGCAAAUGAUGCGUGUAAGCUGCGAUGAAGAACGCGACUGAUAAAGGACACGUUUUACGGCAGACGACAAAAAAAAUCCAGCUGCAUAGUAGGAAGAGAAAAAGCAGACAAUUAUCUUCAAUCGUUAAUUAGCGUGCAAUUGCCGCCAGUCGAACUAUCUGUGAUGACAUACAUACACACGUUAAAUGGCUUCACUGAUAUGAUUGAUAGUAAUUACAGGCUGUAUUGCGCCGAGUAUCUGUUGUACGGUGAGAGAAGCCUAUUCGGGGAGUGCACCAGUCAAUCUAUCGGCGAACGUACAAUAACCAAGAAAUGUAAAUUUGGGUAAAUUUUGGAACAUGAUUUGUCCGCUCGGAUAAUUGUAUGUAAGAGAACGGUUGAUGUACGAAUCUAUUGAUGCUAGUUAACCUAAUGAUAAACAUAAUAAGGGAGAAAAAAAGGACAAAUAUUUCUCCUCGUCUGACCCCUAAUACAUAUACAUCAUAUGUGAUCGAUACAUUGUUUAUCAGAUAUACAGAAAAGGACAUUCAAAAUCCAUGUAGUCAGGGUCACACUUAUACACACACACACACACACACAAACACGAUAUCUGUCUAGCGUAGUGUUUGUGGUAUGAAAAGAGGUGGACAAAUCUGUUCUUUGUUUUUGUACAAGAAACCACGAUGCCACAACAUCCGACUUUGACUACAGAGGAAAGAGCUUUAGAAGAAAGCGUCUCCUCUGCAGGAAAUGGUCCCAGACAAAUUGUUUCAGACUCGUUAAAGCAGGAAAACAAACACACAAAACAAGCUAAUAAAUACCAUAACACACAAUAGACCAGUUCUACGAAAGUGUUCAGCACGAGACAAUGGAGGAUCGGCUUCGUGCCGCACUGGCGUCUUCGGAAUGUGCGCAGGCGAUAAUAAGUUUCUGAACACCCCAAAACGAACCUGCACUGAGCUAGGGAACGAAAAGCUCGUGGAAUUGUUAAAGAUGGAGGAAUGACUGAUAACAAAUUUAUAAACAAGUUGAAGUUCGUCUAAUGCCAAUCAAGCACACAGCGUUCUUAGGCGAUACUAAGCUAAAUAAACAUGAGAAAAUCGAAUGAGGUAAUAGGAUAAUGUUACUCGAUUGAAGCCUGUUGGAAGAUAUCGAAAAUUCAUCUCCAUCUAGCGUCAUAUUAACUGAAACAGGUAAGCAGGUGACAUAGUUAGUUACAACUAUUGCAAGAGCGGCAAAAAGCUCUCAAACAAUUUGUUUUCGAAGCUGAGAACGGUGUGCGAACAUUGCAUCAUAUGGCUACAGAGGCUUCUGUUCAGUUUGUGUUCAUGGAAAAAUAAUCAAACAGUAAAUAUAAUAACAAUAUUAUUAAAAGCUCUUAUGUACGUGAUAUACACUAUAUAA
Varroa destructor (honeybee mite) is the source of this 9021-nucleotide messenger RNA. Its product is annotated as cytosolic carboxypeptidase 1-like. The record is from RefSeq and is a predicted model, not a curated record. Gene Ontology annotation, biological process: proteolysis; C-terminal protein deglutamylation; protein side chain deglutamylation. Gene Ontology annotation, molecular function: metallocarboxypeptidase activity; zinc ion binding. NCBI's taxonomy places the organism in Eukaryota, Metazoa, Arthropoda, Arachnida, Mesostigmata, Varroidae.